Molecule: messenger RNA, 1342 nt
Organism: Zeugodacus cucurbitae (melon fly)
Lineage: Eukaryota; Metazoa; Arthropoda; Insecta; Diptera; Tephritidae
Product: venom protease
Exons: 4
Coding region: 72-1151 (359 amino acids)
Biological process (GO): proteolysis
Molecular function (GO): serine-type endopeptidase activity
Source: RefSeq, a predicted model, not a curated record
AUUCUUCACCAUCUAAGUGCACAAAUUGAAGCUUUGCCAAGACAGCAGACAGUUGUUAAAAAGCUUCCAUUAUGAAAGUACUAGUGAAUUAUUUGCCGCAUUUGAUCUUCCUCAUCUUCACGUUAGUGAUAACAGUGCAAACAAAAAUGAUAUUAAAAGCUGAAGGCGAGCCAUGCGAAUGUAAGUUUGAGAACUGCACUUGUAAAACAUUCAGUAAUUGCGACGUGCUGAGCCAAGAGGGUGAUAUAUCAUAUUGUAAUAGAAGAAGGGGUAUCGUUUGCUGUCCCGAAGAGCCUAACUACAUAAUCAAUAUCCCUCCAGUAUUGAAGUCAGAAUUGGCCUGUGAAAGAUACACGAAAAUGAUAUCUAAUGAAUGUUCCCAAAAAUUUAUAACGGGCGGAAAAAUAGCUAAAUUGAAGGAAUUUCCACCAGCUGCUUUGCUAGGCAAUUUCAACUCUACGACUAACGAAACUAAAUGGUUCUGUGGCGGUACGCUGAUAAGUGAACGCUUCGUUUUGACUGCGAGUCACUGUGGGAAUGGUGAUCCCAUAAAUGUCGUGCGACUUGGCGAUGUGGACUUCAGCACCACGAAAGAUGAUGUGGGAGUACAGCAGUUCUCAGUCAGCAGAGCGAUAUCGCACUCGAGAUACAACUUUAUGAACAACACUUCAAAGUACUACGAUAUAAUGUUGUUGGAAUUGAAUGGCACAGUCACUUUCACGGACUAUGUUCAACCCGCUUGUAUACUCACACCAAAUUUUAUGGCAUACAACCAAGACCAAUAUUGGGCCGUUGGUUGGGGCUACACUGGCGCAUUGGAGGAAAUGUCUCCACAAUUGCGCCGCGUCCUAUUAAAUAAAAUGGACAAUGUCAAUUGUACCGAGAUUUCAAAUGAAACACAGGAUUUGCAACGCGGUCUUCGUGAUCGUGUACAAUUUUGUCUGCACGGAGAAACCACGGAUACGUGCAAAGGUGACUCCGGUGGACCUAUACUUAUAAAAUUUCCCCAUUAUCUGGAAUCUAGAUGUUUGUAUAUGGUCGCCGGUGUAGUAUCGUUAGGCCAGCAGGUAUGUGGUGAACAGGAUAUACCAAGCAUAAAUAUAAAUGUUACAGCUUUUGCGGAUUUCAUCCAAUUUCAUGUGUGGCCAUAAAGUGCACGAAUCAGUUGGACUUCAAAUUUGUGGUAUAACGGAAGUAGGUGUUGUAAUGAAUCUAUUUCGAAACCGGCUUAAGUUAUCGGUAGAUUUGAAUUGAAUUGUAUCAUCGAAUUUCAUGUAUGGCCAAAUAAAAAUUAAUAAAAAAAAAACAAAGAAAAAUAUGUGGAACAAGAUCAAUAAAAUUA